GCCAAUGCCAAAUGCCAAUAAACGAAGAGGAGGAUUGCUAAGUACGCGUUCGAUAAAUAAGGCACUCCCUUUUCCUGAUUUACUAGUGUCGUGUGUUUUUUUAAGCGAGUUUAGUUAAUGGGUUUAAAUAUGAGGCUGUAAAAAGUUCAAUAUCAUGUUUCCCUUGUGAGAUUUGCAGUCUAAACCGUGUCCAAACAGAAUGUCUACUAUGUCAAGAUCCCUGAACAUCGGCCAGCAAAAGCUGGCUGAAAAACUCAUUAUCCUAAAUGAUCGUGGUAUUGGAAUGCUAACAAGAAUUUAUAAUAUUAAAAAAGCAUGUGGAGAUGCUAAAUCAAAACCAGCUUUUCUUUCUGAUAAGACAUUAGAGUCUUCCAUUAAACACAUUGUAAGAAGAUUCCCCAAUAUUGAUGUGAAGGGAUUACAAGCUAUAUCCAACAUAAGGAAUGAAAUUAUUAAAUCUCUUUCAUUGUAUUACUACACAUUUGUUGAUUUACUAGAUUUUAAAGACAAUGUGUGUGAGCUUUUAAAUAUAAUGGAUGCUUGCCAAGUUACAUUAGAUCUGACUCUAAACUUUGAAUUAACAAAGAACUAUCUAGACCUGGUAACAACUUACAUUUCAUUGAUGGUUUUACUGUCAAGAGUUGAAGAUCGGAAAGCAGUUUUGGGCCUUUUCAAUGCUGCUCAUGAAAUGGUUCAUAACCAAAUUGAUCAAAGCUUUCCACGUCUUGGCCAAUUAAUUGUGGACUAUGAUGCACCUUUGAAAAAACUUUCAGAGGAAUUUAUGCCACAUCAAAAAGUAUUGUUGAAUGCUUUGAAUUCUCUAUGGCAUGUGUAUCCAGCUAGAAAUUUAACAGCGGAACAUUGGCGAUCUGAGCAAAAAUUAAGCCUUGUAAGCAAUCCAACUUUACUUCUGAAGCCAUCUGAAACAAACACAAUGUCAUGUGAAUAUCUUUCGUUAGAAUCUUUGGAGAGAUGGGUCAUAUUUGGCUUUGCAAUCUGUCAUCAUAUGCUACAACAGGAGCAUGCUAACAAAAUGUGGGUGAGUGCUUUAGAAUCUGGUUGGGUUUUGGCACUCUUUAGAGAUGAGGUAAUUUAUAUCCAUUCAUACAUUCAGAACUUUUUUGACGGCAUAAAGGGAUAUGGUAAGAGAAUUUCAGAGGUAAAAGAUUGCUAUCACCAUGCUGUACAAAGGGCAGGUUAUAAACACAGAGAGAGGCGAAAGUUUUUGAGAACUGCACUGAAAGAGUUAGGUCUUAUCUUGACUGACCAACCUGGCCUUCUAGGCCCUAAAGCUUUGCUUAUUUUCAUUGGCCUCUGCUAUGCAAGAGAUGAAGUAUUUUGGCUAUUGCGCCACAAUGAUAAUCCUCCCCAAAAAGUCAAAGGCAAAGCUACGGAAGAUUUGGUGGACCGUCAGCUUCCAGAGCUCCUCUUCCACAUGGAGGAGCUAAGAGCACUGGUACGCAAGUACAGUCAGGUCAUGCAAAGGUAUUAUGUACAGUAUCUGUCAGGUUUUGAUGCUGUGGCUCUCAAUCUAAUGAUGCAAAAUUUGCAAGUCUGUCCAGAAGAUGAGAGUGUUAUUCUUUCUUCUCUCUGCAACACUGCAGCAUCUUUGAGUGUAAAGCAAGUUGAAGACAAUGAGCUCUUUGAUUUCCGUGCAUUCCGUCUUGACUGGUUUAGAUUACAAGCAUACACUUCAGUUGCUAAAACUCCGCUUAAUCUUGUGGACCAAAGAGAAUUAGCACAAUUUAUUGACAAAAUGGUUUUUCAUACAAAGAUGGUCGACAAUUUAGACGAGAUUAUGGUUGAGACUUCAGAUUUGUCUCUGUUUUGUUUUUAUAGUAAGAUAUUUGAAAGUCAAUUUCAUAUGUGUUUAGAGUUUCCAGCUCAAAAUCGAUACAUAAUUGCUUUCCCACUGAUUUGCAGUCACUUUCAAAACUGCACUCAUGAAUUAUGCCCCGAAGAAAGGCAUCACAUCAGAGAACGAAGUCUUUCUGUUGUCAACAUUUUCUUAGAUGAAAUGGCAAAAGAAGCCAAGAACAUAAUAACAACAAUCUGUGAUGAACAAUGCACAAUGAGUGAUAAGUUGCUUCCAAAACAUUGCGCACAAACUAUUGCCCAGUUGGCAAAUAGGAAGAAAAAGGAUAAGAACAAAAAGAAUCCAAUUGAAAUAGUGAAACCGGGUGCAGAAAGUUACAGGAAGACUAGAGAAGAAUUGACUACAAUGGAUAAAUUGCACAUGGCUUUGACUGAGCUUUGCUUUGCCAUUAAUUAUUGUUCAAAAGUAAAUGUUUGGGAGUACACAUUUGCACCUCGAGAAUAUUUACAUCAACAUUUGGAGACCAGAUUCUCCAAAGCUUUAGUAGGAAUGGUAAUGUUCAAUCAAGAUACAAGUGAAAUAGCCAAACCUUCAGAGUUGCUAGUGAGUGUAAGAGCAUACAUGAAUGUGCUACAAACUGUUGAAAAUUACGUACACAUUGAUAUCACAAGAGUUUUUAAUAAUUGUCUUUUACAACAAACUCAGAAUAUGGACAGCCAUGGAGAAAAAACUAUAGCAUCAUUGUACACUCAGUGGUACUCUGAAAUUUUACUAAGAAGAGUGAGCGCUGGAAGUAUUUGCUUUUCAAUGAAUCAGAAAGCAUUUGUCAGCCUUUCAGCUGAAGGUGCCAUACCUUUCAAUGCUGAAGAAUAUUCCGAUAUUAAUGAGCUAAGAUCUUUAGCUGAGCUUAUUGGGCCUUAUGGCAUGAAGUUGUUGAGUGAAACACUGAUGUGGCACAUUGCAAGUCAAGUUCAAGAGUUAAAGAAAUUGGUUGUACAAAACAAAGAAGUUCUCCAAAUGCUUAGAACAAACUUUGAUAAACCCGAAAUAAUGAGGGAACAAUUUAAGAGGCUGCAACAUGUGGACAAUGUGUUACAAAGGAUGACGAUAAUUGGUGUUAUUCUGAGCUUCCGUCAAAUUGCUCAAGAGUCAUUACUCGAUGUACUGGAGCGGCGAAUACCGUUCUUAAUUAGCUCGAUUAAAGAUUUCCAGCAGCAACUGCCGAGCGGUGACCCAAGAGUUAUAUCAGAGAUGUGUUCUGCGGCGGGCCUGCCUUGUAAGGUGGACCCUACUCUAGCUUCGGCAUUGAGGCAGCACAAAGCCGAACUAGAGGAUGAGGAGCAUUUGGUAGUUUGUUUGUUGAUGGUGUUUGUUGCGGUCUCUCUUCCGAGACUAGCUCGCAGCGAAGGCUCCUUUUACCGACCUUCAUUGGAAGGGCACGCAAACAAUAUUCAUUGUAUGGCACCGGCUAUUAACCACAUUUUCGGCGCGCUUUUCACAAUUUGCGGACAAGGCGACAUAGAAGAUAGAAUGAAGGAAUUCUUAGCUCUCGCGUCCUCGUCUUUACUUCGCCUCGGACAGGAGACCGAAAAGGAAGCAAUAAGAAACCGGGAGUCGGUCUAUUUAUUGUUAGACCUAAUUGUUCAAGAAUCGCCAUUCCUCACAAUGGAUUUACUCGAAUCCUGUUUCCCGUAUGUGUUAAUACGUAAUGCUUAUCAUGAAGUUUAUAAGCAAGAACAAAUGUUAUUGCAUUCGUAAUUUUAAUGUCGACUAAAGAAAGACAAUGUUUGAGGAGUUUAGAUAAAGUAUUAUGUAGGUAUUCACGAUAAUUUUCCAUUAUUAUUUCCAAUA
Messenger RNA from Papilio xuthus (Asian swallowtail), 3667 nucleotides. It is a transcript of the gene Hem, whose product is annotated as Nck associated protein 1 Hem. The record is from RefSeq and is a predicted model, not a curated record. Gene Ontology annotation, cellular component: SCAR complex. The transcript is spliced from 2 exons. Bases 200 to 3574 code for a protein of 1124 amino acids. Lineage: Eukaryota; Metazoa; Arthropoda; Insecta; Lepidoptera; Papilionidae. Gene Ontology annotation, biological process: cell migration; cortical actin cytoskeleton organization; cell projection assembly.